Molecule: messenger RNA, 1857 nt
Organism: Saccharomycodes ludwigii
Lineage: Eukaryota; Fungi; Ascomycota; Saccharomycetes; Saccharomycodales; Saccharomycodaceae
Product: conserved putative 4-hydroxyphenylpyruvate dioxygenase
Exons: 1
Coding region: 1-1857 (618 amino acids)
Biological process (GO): L-tyrosine catabolic process
Molecular function (GO): 4-hydroxyphenylpyruvate dioxygenase activity
Source: RefSeq, a predicted model, not a curated record
AUGCAAGCUAAUAAUUUUGAUAACAUCCCUUUAACUUUUUCUAAAAGUAAGAAACACUUAAUCGAAUCUCAAAUUGAAGUUCAAUGUAUUAAAACAGACAAAAUCGGCAUUGAUUACACAAGUACUGAUGAUCAUGACCUUAAAAUUACUGAUAAAGAAGAAGACAAAGAUAAUUACAGUUUUGAUACUACUUAUUUAGAUACUUCCUCCUCCAUAGAAAGUUCAAAUGAAUUCUUUGAUAUUCUUCAACAUGGUGUUCAUGAACCACUUGAAACAACAGAUAGUAUCCAAGACAAAAAAGAUCUGUGUUUGGCUGUUGGAGACACUUAUAGCUCUCCACCUAAAAUUUCAAAACACCUCAACACCCCUGUAUUGGUAACCAAGUUAGAAUCAUUUUCAGACAUCAGCAAUACCGCAGAUUCCAAGAUAGUACCAUUAAAUGAGAAAUUCCAAAAACUGUUUAAUAUUACUUUGAGAAACUUGAACCGUGAAACCCCAAAAUCAGAUUUUUUGGCCACUUGCGUUCAAGAUUUUUUCAAUGUCUGGGGAGUCGUUGACUUUCCAGUUUAUAAAAAAUACUCUCAUAUUACUUGGUAUGUCUUUAAUUCAAAACAAGCUGCCAUGUUUUUCAUCCUCACCAUGGGCUUCAAACCCAUUGCUUACCAAGGUUUAGAAACUGGAAAUAAAUAUGUUUGUUCACAUGUUAUUAAAAAUGGCGAUGUUAUCUUGGAAUUUCAGUCACCUAUAAAAUUAAACUCGCCUUUAAAUAAAUCAUCACCAAAAGGGAAGAAUAAAAAGAAUGAAGGUAUCGAUGACCUAGAAUUUUGUCGCGCACAAGAAAUUAUUAGCUUUUUACAAAAACAUGGUGAUGGUGUUAAAGAUAUCUCCUUUGAAGUAAAUAAUGUAGAAGAGGCUUAUAAAAAAGCAUUAAAAAAUGGUGCCAAAAGCGUUAGUCCGCCAGAGAAAAUCUACUACAAUCAGGCAAAUAAUGAUUAUAUUACAAAGGCAACUAUUGAAUUGAAUGCCAACGUUAAAAAUAAAAAUCUUCAAGGGGAUGAGUUGCACCACACUUUGAUAGAUAAGUCAACAUGUAAACUUUUAAGCCAGCAUAUUAAUGAUGAUUUUUUUUUGCCAGGAUAUUACUAUUCGACGGAUAUAAUCAAAAAAAUUUAUUCUAUUGAAUGGCUUGACUUUAUCAACUCCAACUUUCCACCAGUGCCCCUUAAAAACAUCGAUCAUUGUGUUUACAACAAAGAUUGGAAACAGCUAGACAAAACUGUUGAAUUAUACAAAAAAGUUUUUAAAUUCAAGGAAUACAAAGACUUUGAGGAAAAUGGUGCAUUAACAGGUUUUGUUGAUUCAAGAUCUACUGUCUUAUCCAACGAUAACUCAGAAAUACAGUUCAAUAUAAAUGAACCAGUUAAGAGUUUAAGAAAGUCCCAAGUUCAAGAAUUUUUGGAAUUUAAUAAUGGCUCUGGAAUUCAACAUCUUGCCUUUAGAACCACCGACAUACUAAGUACAAUUAGUGCAAUGAGAAAAAGAGGCGUUCAAUUUAUUGAUGUUCCUGAAUCUUAUUAUAAAGCAAUCUGGGAAAAAUUACACAAUCAUAAUAUUAUCUUAUAUGAAGAUUUUAAACAAUUGAAAAAAGAGGGUAUUUUGAUAGAUUUUGAUACGACUGCAGGAAAUUAUUUAUUACAACUAUUUACUAAGCCUUUGAAUGACAGGCCCACCAUUUGUAUUGAAAUUAUUCAAAAAAACAAUUAUCAAGGGUUUGGUGAAAGUAAUUUUAAAUCAUCAUUUGAAUCAAUGGAACUUUUGCAAAAAAAAAAAGGUGUACAAAAAAAAAAGACAGAAUAA